Molecule: messenger RNA, 639 nt
Organism: Trichoderma aggressivum f. europaeum
Lineage: Eukaryota; Fungi; Ascomycota; Sordariomycetes; Hypocreales; Hypocreaceae
Exons: 2
Coding region: 1-639 (212 amino acids)
Biological process (GO): N-acetylglucosamine metabolic process
Cellular component (GO): cytoplasm
Source: RefSeq, a predicted model, not a curated record
AUGGGGGAUCAGAGCACCCUGCAGGUCGUUGCGGACGCGCCCUUCCCCUUGACCGAGGUGGACAAAUGGGUGCUUUCGCAGUCGGACGAGGAUUACAAGCUUCACGAUUGGGACGACCUCGAGCACAUUAUCGACACAAAUGAUCUCUCCAUUUUGAAAAGAAAGCCCUCGGACCUUCGCCGUUACAUCUCUUGGACUGCAGAGACCAAGGCCAAGUAUGGCACCAUCACUGAAUACAUCCUCCAGAACCGUCUGCCCAAGGCAUGGGGCUUGCCGCCGUUCACGCCCGAAUCCCAAGUCCCCUUUGCUGCUGCGUCGGACUACAAGGUCCUGCUGAACGAUUGGCCUUAUGGAUUGGCGCCUGGGAUCACGCACAUCGUUGUGUGGACUCGCACCCAGAUUCCCACUGACCCUGAGUCGGGAGACUUGACGGUCGAGAGCAGAGCUCAGGUCCAGACGUUUGUCAACGAUUACUUCAUCAAGAAACUCGGGCUUGGAGGAGAGCAUCAGGUGCUAUGGUUCAAGAACUGGGUUGCCCUUCAGAGCGUGCGGACUCUGGAGCAUUUUCACGUGCUGGUCCGCGAUGUUGACGAUGAUAUGCUGGAACGCUGGACGGGAGAGCGGCCUCGACGGGAGUGA